Messenger RNA from Microthlaspi erraticum, 660 nucleotides. Lineage: Eukaryota; Viridiplantae; Streptophyta; Magnoliopsida; Brassicales; Brassicaceae. The record is from the annotation of a GenBank genome assembly.
AUGUCUCCUCCUGCUGUAGUCACUGAAUCCGCCGAUGGACAAACUGAACAACCUACUGCUGCUUCUGCCAUCGCCGAAGAGCUCGAGAAGAAGCUUCAAACCGAUGAACCAAUCGUAGAAGAUGUAAAAGAUGACGAAGACGACGAUGAUGAUGACGAAGAAGAGGAAGACGACGACGCUCAAGGUGCAAGUGGAGGUUCGAAGCAGAGCAGAAGCGAAAAGAAGAGCAGGAAGGCAAUGUUGAAGCUCGGUAUGAAACCAGUCACAGGUGUUAGCCGAGUCACCAUCAAAAGAACCAAAAACGUACUCUUCUUCAUCUCAAAGCCUGAUGUUUUCAAGAGCCCACAUUCAGAAACAUAUGUUAUAUUCGGCGAGGCCAAGAUCGAGGACUUGAGCUCUCAGCUUCAAACGCAAGCCGCUCAGCAGUUUAGGAUGCCUGAGAUCGGAGCCACGUCGUCCCAGAGGGCAGAUGCAUCAGCAACAGCCAUAGCGGAAGCACAAGCGGAAGAAGAUGAAGAGGAAGUUGAUGAGACCGGCGUGGAGGCACGUGACAUUGACUUGGUCAUGACUCAGGCUGGAGUUUCACGUAGCAAAGCUGUGAAGGCACUCAAGGGUCACGAUGGAGACAUUGUAAGUGCCAUUAUGGAACUCACUACUUGA